This is a messenger RNA of Ichthyophthirius multifiliis, 219 nucleotides long. RefSeq lists its product as hypothetical. The transcript has a single exon. The record is from RefSeq and is a predicted model, not a curated record. NCBI's taxonomy places the organism in Eukaryota, Ciliophora, Oligohymenophorea, Hymenostomatida.
AUGUAGAGAAUAUAUAUUAUGAUAAAGACCCUUAUUUUGCAAAUCCAAUAAAGAGAUUAUUGGGAGACGGGAUACUCUUUUCAAAAGGAUAAAAAUGGAAAAAUAAUAGAACGGCAAUGGCAGCAAUUUUUCAUUUUAAUUCCUUAUAUUAAAGAAUUCCAACAAUUGAAAACUUAACAAAAAAACAUUUUUGAACUUAAUAAGAGAUAAUAAACUUGA